AUGACGGCUCUGGAUUGGGACGACGAGGUUCCUAAGGCUCUUGCGGAAAGGUGGCAAGCAUUUCGGGACGGCUUGCUGGGGAUAGACGGCCUGAGCAUACAGCGGUGGAUUCAUUAUUCCCCAGGAUCCAUAGUAUCAGCUCAGCUGCACGCGUUUUGUGACGGGUCUUCCACGUCCCUUGCAGCUACUACUUAUCUAAGGCUCGAGCACGGGGAUGGAGCGUGCUACGCCUCGCUGUUGGCCGCAAAAUCAAAGGUUACCCCUACUAAACCCCUAACCAUACCAAGAACGGAGCUGAGUGGUGCAGUGCUAGCCGUCAAGUUGGUGAAAUGGCUUACAACGGCUAGGUGGCUAAAUGACCUUCCCAUCCAGACCUUUUAUUGGACAGAUGCCACGAUUCUUCUUCAUUGGCUGCACGGGGACGUCAAUAGAUGGAAGACGUUCGUUGCCAACAGGGUCGCCUUCAUUCUGGACCACUCGUCGCCAUCGCAAUGGAGACAUGUAGGUACUAGCGAGAAUCCAGCGGACUGUGCGACAAGAGGGCUUCCUCCGAGCGAGCUAAAGGAUUUUGAUUUGUGGUGGCGAGGCCCGGAGUGGCUUACACGCAAGCAAGGUGACUGGCCUUCGACGGAGAUCGGGCAGGUCGACAUACACGAUGCCGCGCUGGAGGCAAAGGCGGACAAGGUACGCGUUCACCUGGCAGUUCCGCAACCAUCGUUGGUUGAGAGGUUUUCCAGUUUCAGCCAGGCCAUAAGAGUCACAGCAUUUAUAAUUCGGUUCAAAAGCAAUGCUAUUAGCAAAGGAGAGAGGUGUACCGGUCCCCUAAGCAUUAAGGAGCUCGACUAUGCUUUACUCGCCAUCGUGCGCAUUGUUCAAAGGGAGUCCUUCUCGUCUGAGCUGGCCGCAUUGAUGAAUUCUAAACGGCUGCCCUCCAAAAGCAAGCUUCAGAGUUUGUCACCGAUCGUGGUGGAGGGAAUCUUACGAUUCUCAUAUUUUUACAGAGCUAGUAAUACGGUACUCGCAUACUUUGACUCUGCACGGAGGUGCGCAGCUGACCUUGGCCCACGCUCGCCAGCGGUUCUGGAUACUGACGGGGAGGCAAGCAGUUCGAAGGGUGCUACGGAAGUGCGUGAGGUGCUUUCGCACCCGGCCAACCCCCUCGGCUCAGCUCAUGGGAGACCUGCCGCUACACAGGGUCAACCCCCUAACCGACCGUUCCUGGCGACGGGAGUUGACUACACAGGCGCUAUAGAGCUGAAGGCAGCGGGCUUGAGAGGAACCAGGUUCUACAAGGGAUACAUCGCCGUUUUCAUUUGUCUGGCGACGAAGGCUGUACACUUGGAGGCAGUGACGGGUCUCACCACGGAGCAUUUCUUACUGGCUUUAGACCGGUUCACCGGGCGGCGAGGGAUGGUUCAACAUCUAUACAGUGACAACGGAACCAACUUUAUCGGCGCGGAUAAUCUAAUGAAGGCAUUAUUCGGAAGGCUGCAGGAGGAUUACGAGAAGCUCAUAGCCCCAAAGCUCGCUGCGCAGCGUGCCACUUGGCAUUUUAGUCCACCUCAAUCGCCCAACUUUGGCGGGCUGUGGGAGGCCAAUGUGAAGUCGGUGAAGCACCACCUUAAGAGGGUCAUCGCCGAUCGACGGCUCACCUAUGAGGAGUUAUCUACGGUGCUCAUAAGCAUAGAAGCAUGCCUCAACUCGCGGCCGCUGUGCCCUCUCACAGCCGAUGCUGACGAUCUAGAGGUGCUUACGCCGGCUCAUUUUCUAAUUGGAGACUCCAUGUUGGCGCCUCCGGAGUAUAAACCGCAGUCCAAGUCCUUCGCAGAGCAGUUUCUUAUCCAGCAGUCAAUGAUUCGCCAUUUCUGGAAGGCUUGGAGUCGAGACUGGCUGGCUCAUCUGCAGCAGAGACCGAAGUGGUGUCAUGAGGCUGAAGGUUUGCAGUUGAACGACCUUGUCAUCAUCAAGGAUGACCGAUUUCCGCCGUCACAAUGGCUGUUAGGACGGGUCGUCGAGUUACACCCAGGGACGGAUGCGUUAGUCCGGGUGGUAACCCUUAAAACCAAGCAAGGCCAAUUAAAACGCUGCCCCGCCUACUACCCCCAGGAUGGACUGGACACGCGGAGAUGUCUAGGUCUAGCAUUGGCGGGCGGCAUGUUCAGUUUUGCUGCGUGUCCCACUGUGCGGGAGAGUGACGAUCAGCCGAUCGCUCGCUCGUCGCUGGACAGUGCAUACGAUGCGGGAAGAAGAGAAUGGAAGAGAGGGGAAAAAUCAGUCUGA
Drosophila kikkawai is the source of this 2280-nucleotide messenger RNA. Lineage: Eukaryota; Metazoa; Arthropoda; Insecta; Diptera; Drosophilidae. The record is from RefSeq and is a predicted model, not a curated record.